CGGGACUCCGGGCGCACAGGCGGCGAGCCCGGGGCCAACUCGGGGGGCCGGAGAAGGAGGCGGCGGUGCGCGCGCCGCUGGACGGUCUUGCCUGGGCGCGGGGGGGCCGCGUGGCUACUCGCCGUCUCUCGCUCCCUUUGCUUUUUCUCUUUGUUUCUGACUCCAGCGCGGGCGAGUGUGCAACUUUUGUAACCCUCGGCAAGUUAUUAAUUUUUUGUGUCCCCCCCCUGCUUUGGAUUCCUCAGCUUUUCAUAUUUUUAAAUACACUUAAAGAGAACCCCCCUUUUUGCUUUUUUCGAUGUGCGGCUUUGGACAUGCGGAGGCUACUGCAACCGUGUUGCUGGAUCUUUUUCUUGAAAAUCGCCAUCUCCGUGCUCCACUACGUGGUGUGUUUCCCCGCUUUGACUGAAGGUUACGAUGGCUCUCUUCACGAAAGCAGACAUGGCAGUUCAGUGCAAAUACGGCGGAGGAAGGCAUCUGGGGAUCUUUACUGGGCAUACUCAGGUGCAUAUGGUCCGGAGCACUGGGUUACUUCAAAUGUGGACUGCGGGAGAACUCACCAGUCUCCAAUAGAUAUCACAGAUCACCAAGCACGUGUUGGAGAAGAAUAUCAAGAAAUCAAACUAGAUGGUUUUGAUAACGAAUCCUCUAACAAGACAUGGAUGAAAAAUACUGGGAAAACUGUUGCUAUCCUUCUAAAGGAUGACUAUUUUAUCAGUGGUGCAGGGCUACCAGGCAGAUUCAAAGCAGAGAAAGUUGAGUUUCACUGGGGCCAGAGUAACGGAUCAGCCGGCUCAGAGCACAGCAUCAAUGGGAGGCGAUUCCCAGUUGAGAUGCAGAUUUAUUUCUACAAUCCCGAUGACUUUGACAGCUUUGGGACAGCCAUCCAAGAGAAAAGAAUCAUAGGCGCCAUGGCUGUGUUCUUUCAGGUCAAUCAGAGGGACAAUCCAGCUCUGGAGCCUAUUAUCCAUGGGUUGAAGGGUGUCGUACAUCAUGAGAAAGAGACUUUCUUGGAUCCCUUUAUAUUAAGAGAUCUUCUGCCGUCAUCCUUGGGCAGUUACUAUCGGUAUGCAGGUUCACUGACUACCCCUCCAUGUACUGAGAUCGUGGAAUGGAUUAUCUUUCGCAUGCCUGUUCCUAUCUCUUAUCGCCAGCUGGAGGCAUUCUAUUCCAUAUUUACCACGGAACAGCAAGACCAUGUCAAAUCUGUGGAAUAUUUGAGAAAUAACUUCCGGCCACAGCAGAGUUUGAACAAUAGAGUGGUUUCCAAGUCUGCGGUGAAGGAUGCUUGGAGCCAAGUUACAACUAGCAUGUUUGAAAAUCCACUUGGGACAGAAGCCUCCAAAGUUUGCAGCACUCCUCCUGUCAAUAUGAAGGUGCAGCCGGUGAACAGAACAGCUUUGCUGGUGACAUGGAAUCAACCAGAGACGAUCUAUCACCCUCCUAUUAUGAACUAUAUGAUAUCCUACAGCUGGGCUAAAAAUGAAGAUGAAAAGGAGAAGACCUUCACCAAGGACAGUGACAAAGACCUGAAAGCCAUCAUUAGCCAUGUCUCACCUGACAUCCUUUAUCUGUUCAGAGUUCAAGCAGUUUGCCGAAAUGACAUGCGCAGUGAUUUUAGCCAGACAAUGCUCUUUCAAGCUAAUACGACUCGAAUUUUUGAGGGGACCAGAAUAGUCAAAACAGGAGUGAAUAAUGUACAGAAUGGAGUGUUUGGAAAGAAAAGGAAAUCAAAAGGAAAAAAGAGCCGAGGUAGCAUGUCUGGUACUUCUACUGAUGGUCUCUCUGCUGUGUUUUCUUCUCUUGUUCCCCCUGGUGAUUUCUUCAAGCCUACAGCUUCUCCUGCACCUUCAGCCGAUAUGGCUCCCAUCAGUUCUGGAUCUUCUACUUGGACUUCCUCAGGCCUCCCUUUUUCCUUUGUGUCCAUGGCAACUGGAAUGGGGCCUUCCUCUAGUGGGAGUCAAGCAACAGUGGCCUCGGUGGUCACCAGCACUUUGCUUGCAGGCCUUGGGUUCAGUGGUAGUGGGAUUUCUUCUUUUCCUAGUAGCGUUUGGCCAACUCGUCUCCCCACUGCUGCUUCUGCCAGUAAGCAGUCAGUCAGACCAGUCGUUACUACUACUGAGGCUUUAUCUUCUCCUGGAGCAGACAGCGAUUCCACUCUCACAAAAGACAAUGAAGGAGCAGAGGAUGGAGAAAAGGAUGAAAAAAGUGAAAGUGAGGAUGGUGAAAGAGAGCACGAGGAAGAGAGAGAAAAAGAUUCAGAAAAGAAAGAAAAAAGUGAUGUGACGGAGGCGGCUGACGUACAGAAUAACACAGAAAAUACGAAUACCACUGUUGCUCCUAAUAGAACUAUGGAGGAGGGAGGGAAUAAAACCAUACCUGAUCAAGAGCCAAGCCAAAACAUUUUUCCAACAGGUAGGACUCCCAGAGAAGGAGUUACGGAAACAGACACUCAGUCAAAAACAGUCCCUUCCACCCAAGUGCCACCAGCAUUCACAAAUGAACAAUAUACUGGACAAAUUUCAAGAAGACCAGAGACAGCUUCAAGGACACCCUUACCAAAUGGAAGAUUUCCAGAGGAAAACUCACAAGAUAACAGAUUCAUUACCAUUAACCCAGCAGGUAGGAAUAUUUCCAGUAUGGCAACCAGACCUGCUCCUGGCAAAAUGGAAUGGAUCAUUCCCCUCAUCGUAGUCUCAGCCUUGACAUUUGUGUGCCUCAUACUUCUUAUUGCCGUGCUAGUUUACUGGAGAAAAUGUUUUCAGACAGCUCAUUUCUAUGUGGAAGACAGCAGUUCCCCUCGAGUGGUGCCAAACGAAAACAUUCCCAUUAUUCCCAUCCCAGAUGACAUGGAAGCCAUUCCUGUCAAACAAUUUGUUAAGCAUAUCAGUGAGCUGUAUGCCAACAACCAGCAUGGAUUCUCAGAAGAUUUUGAGGAAGUGCAGCGUUGUACGGCUGACAUGAAUAUCACUGCUGAACAUUCCAAUCACCCUGACAACAAGCACAAAAACAGAUACAUCAACAUUUUAGCAUAUGAUCACAGUAGAGUGAAGUUAAGACCUUUACCGGGAAAAGACUCCAAGCACAGUGACUACAUUAAUGCUAAUUAUGUUGAUGGUUACAACAAAGCAAAAGCCUACAUUGCCACCCAGGGACCUUUAAAGUCAACAUUCGAGGAUUUCUGGAGAAUGAUUUGGGAGCAAAACACUGGAAUUAUCAUCAUGAUUACAAACCUUGUGGAAAAGGGAAGAAGAAAAUGCGACCAGUACUGGCCAACAGAAAAUAGUGAAGAAUACGGUCAUAUUAUAGUCACACUGAAGAGCACAAAAGUACAUGCUUGCUACACAGUCCGCCGCUUCACAGUCAGGAAUGCAAAAAUGAAAAAGGGGAACCCUAAAGGGCGCCAAAAUGAGAGAAUGGUUAUUCAAUACCAUUACACACAGUGGCCUGACAUGGGAGUGCCUGAAUAUGCCCUGCCAGUGCUAACAUUUGUGAGAAGAUCCUCUGCAGCAAGAACCCCUGAGAUGGGCCCAGUGGUCGUGCAUUGCAGUGCUGGUGUUGGUAGGACUGGUACCUACAUUGUUAUAGACAGUAUGCUGCAACAGAUAAAAGACAAAAGCACAGUUAAUGUCCUAGGUUUCCUGAAACACAUCAGGACACAGCGCAACUACCUCGUCCAGACAGAGGAGCAGUAUGUUUUCAUUCAUGAUGCCUUGUUGGAAGCCAUUCUUGGAAAAGAGACUGAAGUUUCUGCCAACCAGCUACAUAGCUAUGUUAAUAGCAUUCUCAUACCUGGAAUUGGAGGCAAGACUCGGCUAGAGAAACAGUUUAAACUGGUUAUGCAGUGCAAUGCAAAAUACGUGGAGUGCUUCAGUGCUCAGAAGGACUGCAACAAAGAGAAGAACAGGAAUUCAUCAGUAGUGCCAUCUGAACGAGCAAGGGUGGGACUGGCACCAUUACCUGGAAUGAAGGGAACGGAUUACAUUAAUGCCUCUUACAUUAUGGGUUACUACCGAAGCAAUGAGUUCAUCAUAACACAGCAUCCCCUGCCCCACACCACUAAAGAUUUCUGGAGAAUGAUUUGGGAUCACAAUGCACAGAUCAUUGUCAUGCUUCCAGAUAACCAGAGCUUGGCAGAGGAUGAAUUUGUGUACUGGCCAAGUCGAGAAGAAUCCAUGAACUGCGAGGCCUUUACUGUGACCCUUAUCAGCAAAGACAGGCUGUGCCUCUCUAAUGAGGAGCAGAUCAUCCUCCAUGACUUUAUCCUUGAGGCUACCCAGGAUGACUAUGUUUUGGAAGUACGCCAUUUUCAGUGUCCCAAAUGGCCAAAUCCAGAUGCCCCUAUCAGCAGUACUUUUGAACUUAUCAACGUAAUCAAGGAAGAGGCCUUAACAAGAGAUGGCCCCACCAUUGUUCAUGAUGAGUAUGGAGCAGUGGCAGCUGGAACAUUAUGUGCCCUUACCACCCUGUCCCAGCAGCUGGAGAAUGAAAACGCAGUGGAUGUUUUCCAGGUGGCAAAAAUGAUCAAUCUGAUGAGGCCUGGAGUAUUUACAGACAUUGACCAGUACCAGUUUCUUUACAAAGCAAUGCUAAGCCUGGUCAGCACUAAGGAAAAUGGAAAUGGCUCCAUGGCACUGGACAAAAAUGGUGCUGUUAUGGCCAAUGAUGAAUCAGAUCCUGCAGAAAGCAUGGAGUCUCUUGUCUAAUUGGAAUAUUGAAAAGGCACUUAAUUUGUGGAAUUUCUGAAGACUGAGUGAACUUUUUGAGGCCUUUUUUGCCAGACUCUAGGUUAUUCAAUAACCCAAUUACUUUUUUACACUGAUAAAAGUUUUGAUAUUUAUUUUUGCCAUUUUAUGUCUUAAUGGUAUCCUACUGAGCAUUUGCACCUCUGUUUAUUUCACACAGUGAAACGCAAUUUUAUCUAGUUUGCACUAUAUGAUCAGUGUUAACUGCCUAUAAAGUUGUAAUACAAAAGCAAGCAAGCAAACCCUGAUGUGACAUUCCAUGAUGACAAACAUGCUACUUUUUAGUUGAAAUGCCGUGAAGUUUUGUUAAUUAUCAUGAGCUUUGACUCUAAAGUCUUGAAUGCUAGACCAGAAGGAUUCUUUUUGAUUUACAAGAAAUGCUGUACCCUUGACAUAGUCCAAUAUUUAUUGUUUAAUUUUCAUAUAACUUUGGUAAUUGUUUUAGGUCUUUUGUAUUCCAGUAACAUGGAUGAGUGUUGUUCAUUGAUUUUCAGAUGACACGGUGAGGUGAUCACUGGCAAUGCUGAAGUGCAGUAAGCUUCCAGAUACUGAACCAUUAUUUUACAUUGUUUUGGAUUCCACUUUGUUUGCAUGGAAGUCUAAGAACUGCUUGCCAUGGAACAUAUAAAAUUACAUUCCCCAAACACAUAGCAACUUGCAUCUGAGACAGAAUAUCUAACUUUGGUUUUACAGCAUCACUGAUUCUAACAUUUUCAUUUUUGAUUCUGCAACAGCAAUAUGGAAAAUAUUUUGAUAAUAUUUCACCACAGGCAAUUUAGUAAUUAACAGUGCAAAAAUUACUAUAGUUCCUUUUAUUCCAAAAGCACUUGGGUAGCAGUUUUCUCAGUUAUUGUACUACUCAGCAUUUUAAACACAUACAGUUCCUUAAUUCUUCUGAAACAGGACCUCUCUCUUAACAGUAUGUUACAUGAUGGAGAAAGGAAUUCUUAAUUUCAUAGAUAAUAGAUGCCGUUUUUACAGGUAUGUAAUUUUCAUACUUUAGUGCUAAAACGUACUGAUCCAUAUUACUGGUGAAGCGAUCUAAUAAAAAAACUACCUAUAAGAUUACAUUCUUCCUCUUUUUUUUGAACCAAACUAAUUAUUUAGCCAACACCUCCUGAUUUCAUAGAUUCACUCCCAUAUAGUGUACAUUGUACUCAUAUGAUCCCUGCUUAAUGCAAACAGCCAUUUAAUCUCGCUAAAAUCCAUUUCUUUUCAUUAUCUUAUAUGCCUGAUUCCAAUGACUUAAAACUUUUCCAAACCACUUUCUGUGCACCUCAGUUAAGCAAUGAUUGUCUCCCUGAAAGUUUUUUAUUUACAGUAUAAAAAUGGAAAGUGAAGUGAGUUCUAUCAAGGAACUCGGUUACAUUGCUAGAAACCAUCAGAAAUCACUCUACAUGAGGAGUGAAUGCCCACAAUAGAAAAUUUACACAGUGGGCUUUUCUGUGAGUGAAUAAAACUCAACAUAAUUGGCAGCAGUGGUUCCAAUAGCGAAGAGGCGUAACUGACCCGUUACAGCAGUCUAAAUUAGUCAGUUUUAAGUAACUUGUGCUCUCACUUGAAGUUCAUCCCUGAAUCAGCUUACUUAGAAUAGUCUCUCCUUUUUCUGAAUUAUUCACUUAGCUUUUUUGCCAGUGCAUCUUAGUACAAAAAAAGGAAUGUGCCUACUUGGUAAAAACAAUAAUGCUUAGCUGCGUUGGGAGUAAGAUUAAAGGUUCCUUUAUUUUAAAGAUGCUAUCAAAUAUAAUUGAAAUAGCUGUCAGUGGUAGAAAUGGCUGUGUUUUUAUGUAAGGGAAUCAAGGUUCAUUCAACAGUGACACCAGUCUAUUUCUCAUAGUGAUAAACCUAUGAUUGGAGUGGACUGCUUUGGAAUGUAAACAGGUUGCUUCCGAAUACUCACAUAACUGAAUGUUUCUCCAUACAGAAAAAGAAUCCCUGCACAUGGAAAACAAGAUGUUAGGAAGAAAUGUUCUAGCUUAGCCUUAGUUUUUUGUAUAUCGGAAUCUUUGUUCCUCAUAUGAGCUCCUUCCUGCGGUCUGAAAUGGUAUAAGCCCGAUAUAAGUUUCCUGCCUCAAUACGAAUGAGGAUAGUAUGGGUCCUGUAUCCCCACAGGUCCUCUCUUUAUCAUACCCCUCAUAAAUACAGCCUCUAAAAAUAGCCCCUGGAAAUUCUAAUAAUUGGUAGUCAGUGAACAGCACUAUCACUUAAGGAAUUCUUUUCCUUCAGUUUUAAGUUUCCAAAACCCCUACCAGUGCUACAAAAAUCUCUGUAAUAUUACAAGAGUUGCUUGCAAAUAUUUGGUGUUCUAGUACAGCCAGGUUUACCCGGCAGUCUCACUAAAUAUCUGCAGGGCAAAAAUUACUCCUUUAGAGACUGGUCAGUUGUUUUCUGCAAAAUUAGAUAGUAAAUUGGGGCAUUAAGUACUUAUUCAAAGGAAAAUAUAAAGACAGUUAAGGAAAGAUCACAUGAGUGGAUAUGAUGACAUUAACAAACAUGAAAAUCUGCCCACUUGCUACUGUGGAAGAUGUUUAGCCUUUCUUUUUAUAGAUUUCUUCAUAUGGACCAAUCAAAUUUAAACCAGGAAGCCACACAUAUGAAACACCUUCAUUUAAUAUGGAUGACCUUUAGAAGAGGUUCAAAACUGCUGCUGUUAACAUACAGGCUGAUGCAUGUACAUUUGUCUCCUUUCUACAAUCCAGAUACCAUAUUUUCUUAAACAAAUGCCUGUUUCUUAUAAUACCGUUUUUUCAAAAAUUUAAUACCCUCCUCAAAAGAUGUGAAAAGAAUCCACGCAACAAGAAAAUUGACUGGCAACAUGAAAGCUGCUUUGAAUCUCAUCAGUUACACUGCCGCUGGUAACUGUAAUCAUUCAAUUAAGUGCCUCUUAUAUUGCUGCCCAUUUUAAGUUUGCACCCUAUUAAAAAUACACAGUUUAAAUUAUUAACAUGGCAUUAGAGGAAAUAUGGUAUACAAAUCAUAAGAAGAUCCUUCUUCACCUUUUGGCAAUUCCUUUGCUCAGAAGGAGCUACCAGGUGAAUUAGGAGUCCCAGCUUGUACUGAGCUCCAUAUGCACUCCAGUACUGCUAGAUGAGAGCUCUAAUGUCCCUAACUGCAUUUUAAAAAGCUUGCUAGAGAGGGUUUUACCUAGACCACUGCCAGAUGCUUCUCUCUACCAUAAAAAUCUUGUAAACCCAUUUCAAAUUGGUGCCAUCUAUACCGUUUAUGCUAUUGAGAGGCACACUGCUUGCAUUGGCAUCAGGGACUGCAGUGACUUCAUUGCUGGCAAUGAGCACUGCUUCAGGAAAUUACAACUUCUGAGCAUACGAUGCAUUUUAAUCACUUCGCAUCUGAAAUGUUAUGGCAAGAAAUGAUUGGUUCGAGAAGUAAAAGAGGUGUUUUCUUUUGAGUUGGUUUGUUGUUUAAGGUUUGUUUUGAUCUGAUUUUGUGGAGGGGAUACCACAGAGGAAAAUGAAUGUGUUUGUGAUAAGACUGCCUGGCUGCACUUAAGCCACUUCCUUAAAAUUUGUACCAAUUGUGCAAGGAUAUGUUUGUGUGUAAAGUCAAAUUAGACUUGCAUAGUUGAAGUUUGGCUGUUUGUGAAACCAAUGCCAUAUGACCUGGCAUUUCAGUUUUCUUUAAUGCUUACAUAAGAAUUACUCCUCAAGUAUAUUACUGAAGACAUGGUCCUCAAUCCAGAGAACAUUAGUUAUACUUAAGUUUCUUUGACAUCAGUGAGACAAAUUAGACUAACAAUUCCCAUUAAUUUAAAAGGGAGUUAAACACAACUAACAUUUUCUGGACUGAGGUGAUUGUUUGAAGGUAAAGAUUCUUUCCCUUGCUGUUUAUUUUUACAUUUAUUCUCUGUCUUUCUACUACCAGGAUACUCAAAGCAGUGGCUAUUAUACCAAUAUAUUAAUUGUAAUACUGCUUCUCAGUGGAAACUCUGAAUGUAUGAGACAAGAUUAGUGGUCUUAAGAUUUUUGAGAUCCUGUCACUUAUCUUGGCUGCUAAAGUCAAAUCCCUCUGGUGAUACCUGAAUUUCAAUUAAAUUGUAAAUAUGAGCCCUUUCUAAUACUAGAUGUUCUCAAAGAACAUUUAAAAGACAGUAACUAAUAGAACAUGGCUUUAUUAAUGUGGUUUUUAUCACACGUGUUCUGGAAGCAAAUGGAAUUGCAACAUGGAUAUUCUGAAAAGUCCCAUUUCCCUGAAGACAUGGGUGCUCACCUGCAAGGCCAUGAAAAUCAGUACAACAUGCCUCAUGGCCAGAGGCUUCAACUCAAGUAAAGGGCAGAGUGUGUUUAAAAAAAUAACCACAGCCCAUGGUAUUCCUCAGCCUUCAAGUUGAUACUUUACUUUCUGUCUUUGGGUAUGACUCUUAACAUAGGGGGUCACUUUGACAGACUAACAACACAAUCCUAAGAACACUUACCUGAGAGUAAACCCAUUGAAUAGUCCUGAGUAAGAUUCUUAGUUAGACCUGCUUAAGAUUGCUUUCUAAACCAAAACUUGUAUUUAAAAAAAAAGAAAUUGUCCUUUAGCAUUUCAGAGUAUGUUUUUAACUGUGAAUGCGGAAAGACUGUGAGACAAGAAUUGGUGUGUGUGAGAGAGAGAAAGAGAGAGAGAGAAACUUUUAGGAUCCGUUCUACAACUGUGGGGUUAGAAUCUGAAGGGCAAGAUUUUGCUUCAUGUUCUGAAUGAUUUCUUUAAACUCAGAGGGAUACAAUACAGCACUAUCAAAAUACUGUCCCUUUUAAAUGACAUAGCACAAUAACCUUGUUAUGAAUACCUGUUUGCUUGUAAACUGAUAUUUUAGUAGAGAUCAAUUUUACCAAAGAAACAUAAUAUUAAUUCUUAGCAAAAAUACUGAAAAAAAUUAAAGAAAAAAAUACGAAGGAAAGUGUAGUUGUCUCAAUGACUUAGCAGUCAUGCUCUCAAAUUCAUUCUCUUCUGCCACCUACUCCUGUGGAUAGACCGUUGGUUAUAUUAAAAUAGUGCCAGUGAAUUUUAUAUGAAGGGGAAAUGCCUCAUUGCUAAUCCACUGCAUUUCGUUUCUUUCUUUUUAAAUAGAUGCAACUCUCUACUGUUAAUUGUCAUCUCUUUGAACUUUCUCUCUUAAUUGUCAUUAUAAGCAAUGUAUACUGCAUUGGCUUUGCUUAUCUGUAUAGGGAAGGCAUGCAAAACAAACAGGGAGAGAGACAGAAUGCGAAGAAAUGAACAAAAAGACUUGGCCUCAACAUUGUCUUAGCUGUUCAACUGUUUUUAGUAUUUUUGUUAGAUAUUUGCAAAGGGAAGCCUUUUCUACAGAGGAUAAUUAAUUUCAAGAAAAAUGUCUUGAGUUUUAAAAGUAAACAUGUCUCCAAAAAAGGAGAUAGUCAAUUUUAUAAAAUGUCACAACUCUCCAACAUUUGGGGUAGUGACCUUUCUUUCUUUUGUUAGAACCUUUGAAACUAGCAAGCAGCCAUUGUUUCUAAAGAACUAAAUAUUCAUCUCUAUCCAUACUUUUUAUUUCCUUCAUUUUUAAAUAGCUGAAAUCAUUAGAAUUGUAAAUAUUUUGUUGCUUGAAUAAGCAUCUUCUGGGAACUUUGUAUCUAUGGUAUAUAAUCAUAGAAUUUUAUAUUUUCAUAUAAAGCUAAUUUUUUUCUAGUUUCAACUUCUUCAUAGUUUUUUUUCCUUUAGUGGUGGAUAUGUGAAUACAUACUUUCUGUGUAUUGAAGUAGUGAAAUGCCAUCACAUUCCAAAAAGAAUUCAACAUGUUAUUUCUUUGGGACAGUGAUUGUCAAUGCUGGAUUUUCUUUAAAUUCCAUUGUCAGUGUGUGCAAUAGGAAUUAGACUUAGCCAGUCACUGGAUAAGUUUGUCUCAUUGACCCAUUGGGGAAAAUGUGGUGUUUGGUUUGGGGGGAGUUAUUAAUUUUUUGUUGUUUUUUCCUUUUUGUAACUUGAAGAAUUUCCUUUUUGUUAUGUUUAAAAGUAUAUCAAAUCAUUCUAUUAUAGUGUUAUUUAAUAUGUAAAUUGUAUUGCUAUACAUAAAAUAAAGUAUGGUUUUUGAUGUA
Molecule: messenger RNA, 10795 nt
Organism: Eublepharis macularius
Lineage: Eukaryota; Metazoa; Chordata; Lepidosauria; Squamata; Eublepharidae
Gene: PTPRG
Product: protein tyrosine phosphatase receptor type G
Exons: 29
Coding region: 315-4706 (1463 amino acids)
Biological process (GO): protein dephosphorylation
Molecular function (GO): protein binding; protein tyrosine phosphatase activity
Source: RefSeq, a predicted model, not a curated record